AUGACGGACGCUGGGUUCUUCAAAGGCACAAGCACGGACCAAGAUUCCAGAUUUGCGGACAAAAAGAAGAAGCUGAUGAAGAGCAUGAAGUUUGGUGAUAAUCUAAACCAGAAAGUUGAUACUCAAAGGGUUAAUGUCGAAUGUAUCAAACCGUGGAUCGUUAAGCGUAUUACCGAACUGCUCUCCUAUGAUGAUGACAUCGUCUGCGAUUUCGUAGUGAAUUUGCUAUCGGAACAGUUCCCUGACCCUAAGGAUAUCCAAAUCAACUUAACUGCCUUUCUUGGGAGCAAGAGUGCCCGAAUCUUCGUGACAGAGCUUUGGGAUCUCCUGCUCUCCGCUAUGAAUACUCCGGGUGGCGUUCCUGCUAUCUUCCUCGAAGCUAAGAAGGCGGAACUUCUAAGCAGCAGGACGGACGAGGAGAAGUUCCGGAAUGAGAUCUCGCGUUCCAGUGGUGGCGCACCCACCUCUACGGGAUCUCGACCAGCCAUCGAAGUAAAGAAAGAGGGCGAUGGAUCCGCCACCAAGCAUCGGUCGCCUCUCAGGUUGGAGGAAGAGGGUCGGCGAUCGGGUCGUAGGGAACGACGGCGUUAUAGUAUGUCAGACUACCAUGCAUCCUCGUUACUAUUGCCGUCUGCUAACACACUUGCUCUUGCUCCUCCUAUCGAGAGCGUAGCCCAUCCCCUGGAGCUCGUCGACGCAGACGACGGAGAGACAGACGGGAUGACGACGGGUCCAGGAGAAGGCGACAUUACCGGAGCCACUCGCGAUCGUCGUCAGCGCGCCGCGACUACCACCGUCGUCACCACAGUCCACGCGGUCGUCGUUACGACGAGGAUGGUGCUGAUGGCUUCCGGGAGCGUUCGCAUGACGAGCACGAUCGCCGGCGUCGCGAGAGGCACAGCGGUGAUGUCGGUCGGCAGUCGGAUGAAGGGUUUGUUUGCAGUCCUUUUCCCACCAGACGACUUCUAG
Messenger RNA from Mesocestoides corti, 969 nucleotides. The record is from the annotation of a GenBank genome assembly. Lineage: Eukaryota; Metazoa; Platyhelminthes; Cestoda; Cyclophyllidea; Mesocestoididae.